AUGGAUGUCACGCCUGAAACUGUGCGGCUUUCUAUCACAGCCAGUGUCGCAGCUGUCAAGGACGAUGGCGGAGACAUUGGCGGCCUUGAAGACACUGGAAAUGUGAUUGAGCCUUUGAGAAAGCGCAAAUCUCUCGGGGAUGGUCUCGACGAUGCAGUACGGAUAGAGGAACCCCAAGCCGGGGACCCUAAAAAGGUGAAGGUGGGCGACGAUGGCCACCCCGAGCCUGCUGGCAAACUACCUGUCGUUGUCUCGGGCAGGGAGAGCAUACCCCCAGAGAUUUGGCAUCACAUCUUCACUUUUUGUCCCCCCAAAACAUUAGGGAAUUUGUUGUGUGUCAACAAAUUGUUUAAUUUUUACCUCGAUCCCAAUUCUGCUGCAACGCCGACCGUGCCGCCUUCUCCUCCCAAGUCUGCGACCAAACUUCAGAAGCCGAAUGCUAUCUGGCAAGCUGCAAGACGGUUGUAUUGGCCCUAUAACCCGGGCCCCCUAAAGGAUAAGACCGAACUGGAUAUGUGGCGCUUGGCCUGCUCGCAUGUUUGCCAGUUUUGUGGCAAGAAAGACUCGCGGCGUGCUUUGCCUAGCAACGAUCCAUUACGCUUCGGGCCCGGAGCCGAUGGCGUGACCUGCAUCUGGGCAUUCAGAGAAAUGGACUUUCUUAUGUCGAAUGUCCCCUCCUUUCUUAUACCAGCUUUGCCGUUUGUGUUUUCUACGCCGGAUUUGCAUACAGUCCCCCCUAGCUUCAUAGAGCGGGCCCAGUUUCCCGUAUCUCUGUCUCUGACGAAGCUAUUCUGGUCCUUGGACGUUGAGAAUCUAAACCGAGAGUUUCUAGCUGCUAAGGAACUGGGAGCCCCUGCUGUUGAGGAAUGGCAGAAAGGGCUGGAUCUACGAGGGCAAAAACAGAGAUCCGACGUGGCAAAAUGGGAGAAGUUUGACGACUCCGGUGGUCUUAGCAAAACAUUGCUUUAUCCCGGCCACCAGCAAGCUGCAGCCGCCGCGGCCGCGCGUUCCAUACCACAGACACAAGAUCAAGCUAAGAAGGACAAGGCGGCAUUGCCAAGAGUGGCUGCAUUGCCUCCGCGCCCGUCGUCUAGCGUCUCUCUUUCACCCCAGUGUCAGUUGUCGGCAGCUACCGCAGCCCCAACAUUUGGACUGCCAUCUUUCCUUCCUUCAAAAGUUCUCCUUACAAAAGUGCCGAUUCCACCUCGAGUUGAGCGCUCCAAGGAGGAAAUAACGCAGCUGAAAGCCCAAAGGAGGGCCGAGAUUAUUCGCAGAGCAGAACUGCUUAAUCCUCCCAUAACCGAGGAUAUUCUGGAGAAGACCACUGCUUUCCGUGCUGCAACACAAAUCAUCAUGCCUUUGGAUGAUAUAGCCUGGGAAGUUCUGAAGCCGCGAUUUCUGGCACAGAGAGCACAGCUGUCGAAAAGUCCAUCUGUGGCAAAUGCUUCCAAGCAAACAGCACUGAUUCCGGUUAUCAAGGAAGUAUCUUCGCAGGCUGAAACAGCCAAGGGAAAGACCGACGCAGAAUGGGACGAGAUUCAGGGUCCGGUCCGGCUCAAAAUCCUCAAGUACGCAGAUGAAGUUAUUCGAGAUUGGGACAACGGCGAGAAGGUCAACAAAGAGAACGCACCCGCGUUUGCCAUUGAUGUGCUUCUGCAUGUGCGAAAGCGUUUUUACAUGGAGGUGGAAAAAGACGCCACAAGUGCUCGUUCUCAGAAACGGAAGCCAAUUAUCGACCCUCCCGAGGGACCGUUCACACAAAAACUGACGUUGGAAAACAUGAAGUACGUCUUCGACAUGAAGGUGCGCCCCCUGACGGAAUCUCUGCGUAAGGAGCUAUUUUUGUGCAGUGGCUGCGAAGGCAGUAACAAGCUCUUUGGAUUCGACGGUGUGGUCCAGCACUAUGCAGCCAAACACACUGAAACGCUCAGUCGCGGCAGCAUCGUCGUCUACUGGAGAGCAGAAUGGCCGCUUGCACCUAUUUUUAAGGCGCUCACCCGGCCGAGGAAGACUUUUCACCCACUUCCUGCGAUUCCUCCAUCGCUACCCGGCCCAAAACCAGUCGGCCUGCCUCCUCAACCUAGUUACAGCUCAGGCACAGCCGCACCAACGUUAUUUACAUCGGCAUCGUUGGCACCUCAGCCAUCCUACCCAGCGGUGGGGUCGUUUCUUCCGAUUGCGUCGCAACAACCUCCGCUUCAAAGUCCUUUUGCUUCGAACGUCACCUAUUCCGCAAGCCAGCCAGUCUUUGGGUCACAACAGCCAGUGCCACAGCAACAGCAAUUCAUAGUUCAGCCGUAUGCGAACUCUGCACCCAGUGUAGGACCUUUGGCCAUGGCUGCAGUUUCGCAGAGGUACGGAGCAGCACAACCUCCGUCCCAAUUUGGUGGCUCGCAAGAUGUGUUGCCACCGGGACCAGGUCACAUCGGGAACCAGAGCUAUGGAAACAGCGUGCACCCGUCUACUUACGUUAGCGGGUUUCCAGCUGAGAAGAAGCCAAUACUGCCGUCAGCCAAAUACAAAGGAGACUACAACAGGAUGGCCAUGCGUGCUCGUGAGCUUUGGAGGUCGACAGCAAACAUGGUGGACACACCGGGGGCUAUCCGAGUUUUUACAGUCCUGAGUCAUCUCGACAGUUUUUUUCUGUCGAAAGUUGGAGAGCCUCUACCGAUAUCCCUCUUUCUCGAGGGGCUGUCGAAUCACAAAGAGAUGCGUCCGGUUCGAAGCGUUGACGGCCUUUCAUGCAAGCCGUGCCGCAAUAGAGUUGGAACUGUACCUGAUGAGGAGAAGCGGAAAAGCUUUUCGUUGCCUCAGCUGGUCAGGCACUUUGAGACGUAUCAUACCGAGCCGACUCAGGGGAAACCCCGGCGUGGCUUGCCAUCAUGCAACUGGUUCGCUGACAUGCUGACUAUCCCGCCUACGCACGCACUCCGAAGCAUGGCAGGUCGCAAUGGACGGAAAUACCCUCUUCUUUACGAAGCUGCGGUGAAAUUGGAGAGAGAGACGGGCGAAAAAGAAGAGCGGACUCGACAGAAGCCGGCCCAGGUACCCCGAGAUAUUGCGUCCUCUUCAAAAGCGCCUGGGGAGGUCCGCAGUAACCCAGUCACACAAAGGAGCAAGGAGAACCCACGAGGGGGGCAGGACUUUGAUCAUAGGGAUCGAGGUGGAUCGUAUUACUCUGCCGAUCGGUAUACACCGUCUCGGAGCAGGUCAGCCUCCAACACGCAGCAGGGCCGCUCAAGAAACGACAAGAACAAAGAAGGAGGGGGGCCCCGGGACAGGACGAAGGAAGACGAUGUUGAAGUGGCGGAAAAAGAGACGCGACAAAAAGAGGCAAAUCGAACGAUGUGGGAAACGGAAAGGGGGCAGAUGGCACAGACACAAGUGGCGGCUGCUGGAGCAAAGGCAGUACCACAGGCAAGGAAUGCCAGUGUAUCACACCGGCACGAACAAGCACCCAGACAGGCCUCGCAAGCUCGCGAUACCUUCAUUAAGGCCGAUGAACCGGAUCAAUGGGGCAUGCGUGGUGUGCCACGUGCACGACAGGAUCGCGAAGAACGGGACCUGAUCGGAGGGAUGGAUGUGCACCUGACACAUGCGCAGGAGUAUCAGGAGCACCAGGCACCGCCGACAGCACCCAGAUCGGUGCUGUGGCCGGUUUAUGUGGACGAGCGAGGAAACGAGGUGGCUCGCUUUGAGCCCCCAUCCAGAGAGGCGGGGCAACGGUCCAGAUCGCCUCCCUAUGUGCGGUAUGCGGCCGCAGUGCCAUACCGCAGUCGAAGUCCGCUGGCACGUCGCUAUGCAGGCGAAGCCGUGUACGAGACGCGAGCAGACAACGGCAUGGUCAUGUACGAGAGGUAUGCAGCUCAGGCAUCGCCGGUCUAUGCGCAUCCGCACCAGCAGCAAGUGCCUCUGCGGCAGCCGGGAUACUACCGAGUAUACGUGGACGAGGGGCAGAUGGAACGACCGGUGGAAUACGAGAUUGUCCGCGUGAGGCGGCCAGACAACAGCGAAUAUCAUGUUCGCCUGCCGGUGCGCAGAGAGUUUGCAGAGCCGGGCGGCACACGGUACUAUUCUGGUGAUGGUGGCCCAGAAAUGGCAGCGGCAGCAGGAGUGGAUGCGGCAUACUACGAGGAAUACGACCCGCGAUAUCCGGCAGCAGCCCCAUCAUCAGCACCAGCAGGGCCCGGAGGCAGACGACAGGUGAGGUUUCACUAG
Molecule: messenger RNA, 4218 nt
Organism: Grosmannia clavigera kw1407
Lineage: Eukaryota; Fungi; Ascomycota; Sordariomycetes; Ophiostomatales; Ophiostomataceae
Product: f-box domain containing protein
Exons: 3
Coding region: 1-4218 (1405 amino acids)
Molecular function (GO): protein binding
Source: RefSeq, a predicted model, not a curated record